GUACGUGAAUCAUACGUUAUUUUCCGAGCGCGAGAUCGCGCGUCCCGCCGCGCGGGCGUCGCGACGACGCUUUUCCCCUCUCGCGUAAUGUCGCCUCAUCCGAAACGGGGAUCGAGAGGCCGAUACGCGUACGUACACCUUCGAUGGGUUCGAAUUCCCGGCUUGUCGACGCUUGGAGCGAUCGGUCGCGAGGAAAAAUGAGGAAAUGUAGAUGGAGAUUUCCGUGACUCCGAAAUUAUAUUCACUGGUGUCGAUUCCCGAUUAUUAUUAUUCUUCUUUUUUUUUUGUAUUCCUCGCGGAGGCGAUGGUACGCCGAUGAUUGGUACGCGAUAGACAGGCGACCUUCCAUCGAUCGCGGUUUACGCUAACCCUUCUGAAAUUCAUGGAAUGUAUAUAUAGCAUGUAUGUACAUACAACGGUGUACGGUAUGUUACAGUGAAGGCAUGAAAUUAGGUUAAAUAAAGUCAAAUUGCACGGAUUCAAUUAACAAAACACUUGUGUUAAUGGGAUAUGCAGUUUGCAGAGUUUACGUUAAUUGGCACGCCUUCAAGGCGUUUCAAUUCUACCUUAGUAAAUAGCCUUCCUAAGGACUUGGUUGUUCGUAAGAUGAGUAGGAACAACGAAAGUGGUAUAUCGUUAGCGACGCCGCCAGCGAUCCACGUUGGGCCUAUCGUCACCCCAGGGUCCAACGAAACCAUUUCCAUCGUGAUACCGUUAUCAGCGCAGCUGACCACAAUGGCUAGUCAGAAAGCCGACAAGAAUUGCAAGGAUUGCGGCAAAGAUACGAAACGACCAGUCCCAGCUGCCAAUCCUACUCGAAGUCCGAGGAACGACAGAACGAAAGGCUGUCCUUUUCCCACAUGUGCGCGGUACGGACGGGCAUUCUCCAGAGCGCACGAUUUGAAGCGGCAUAUAAUUCGGCACACGCGUAAGGAGAAGCUGCAGCAAACUGACCAACAGAAAGUCGAUAUCGAAAACACAGCGAGCGAAGCGACUUUACGAGGCGCCCUUCUGCGCGGCACGGAAGACAAGGGUGGAUAUCCCUGUCCGCGAUGUAAGAAGAGGUACAAUGAUGAGGAUAAGCUGAAAGCCCAUUUGGCCUCACAUGGCAAAACAACGUCAAAGAACAGUCACUUGAAACAUGAGGAGCAUAGGAAUAUGCUGCAGAGUCAAGUCAGUCAAGUGAUGAUGGAUAAGUCCUCAGCAACGAAAAAUUCUGCUGAGGACGACUUCCUUCUGGAGGAGAUGCUGUUGCUAAAGAAGGAUCCUCGAAGGGCAGAUAAGAACGAUUCGAAGAUCAGGUGCGAUUACUGUUCAAAGACUUUCAAAACCAAAUGGACUCUGAGCUCGCACGUGGCCGCUCACGAAGGCCGUUUCCAGUUUGAUUGCGGUCAAUGCGGUAAGAAAUUCGUCAGAAAGAGCCACUACGAGGGUCAUGUGCGCUCUCAUGAAGCCGCCAGGCCGUACUCCUGCGAGCAGUGCGGUAAAACGUUCAAAGAGCUCAAGCACCGUCGCGAACAUACCAAGAGAAAGCAUCCCAGUAACCAGAGCGCAAUACAGAGUCUGUUAGAUAGCAUUGGACCCUGCGCGGCCGAAGAGGCGAACAUUGAUCAGGCCAAAUUCACAUUGCUAAUGCCGGUAAAUUUUGGCGCAUAAGAGUCGGAGAGGCCUUUGUCGUCUAGAAAGAUUACUAUGGAUCCUUCAUGUUCAACUAAUUGUAAGAGUUUGACGUCUUGAGAACUUUCGGAUCGACGGGAUCCAGAUUCUUUUUUAUGUUGCAUCCUUUUGGGCCUUUGGUACCUCGGCUUUUUGGAACUUGGGAUGCUUAGAUCCUUGGAAUGUUGGUUCUUUUUCCAGAAGAUGGAACCUCUUUGAAACUUUGAAUGCUUGGAAAGUCGGAUUCUUACUUUGGAUCCUUGGAAUUUUGGUUACUUGAGAGAUGGAAUCUUGAAAUUGAAUUUCUUGAAAAUUAAAAUUUGUAAUUUAAAAUUUUAAACUUAUUUUCAAAUUUAUGAAAUUUUGGAUUAACAUCUUAUAUAUUUAGAUCUUUGGAUCCUUCUUUUGGAUCUUUAGAAUUCUGAAGGCUUUAAUGAGAGAGAAUUUACUUGAAGUUCUCACGAUUCCAGUGUAUCUCAACGACCAGAAAGUAAUAUGUCCAAACCUCAACUUUUUCAAGUUGGAUGACAAACAAGAAUUUAAUUGACUUUAAUAAUUAACAAAUCAAAAUCAUGUGAACAUUAUGCUGAUUAUAUUCAAUUAUUCUAUACUUUACGAAAAAUAUAUAUAUAAAAAUAAAUCUUAAGCAAGAGAAA
This is a messenger RNA of Temnothorax curvispinosus, 2312 nucleotides long. Its product is annotated as zinc finger protein 699-like. The record is from RefSeq and is a predicted model, not a curated record. Gene Ontology annotation, cellular component: nucleus. The transcript is spliced from 5 exons. Bases 511 to 1656 code for a protein of 381 amino acids. Lineage: Eukaryota; Metazoa; Arthropoda; Insecta; Hymenoptera; Formicidae. Gene Ontology annotation, molecular function: DNA-binding transcription factor activity, RNA polymerase II-specific; RNA polymerase II transcription regulatory region sequence-specific DNA binding. Gene Ontology annotation, biological process: regulation of transcription by RNA polymerase II.